AUGGUGGCUUUGAGAACUUUUCAGGUUCUCUUCUUACUUCUUGUGUUGACAAUGGUUGGCCAUAGUGGUGAAGAGGUGAAAAAUGGAACUUCUCAUCAAACUCAAGGCAAUGCCACUAUGGCAACUCUCUCACAUCAUCAAGAUGAAAACCAUGAACCAAAAGGAAAACACAAUGCUUCCUUGAAUGAAGUUUUGUUCAACACAAGCAAAGAUAGUUGGUAUUAUAGAGGAGGUGGAGGUGGAGGUGGAGGUGGAGGUGGUGGAGGGUUUAGAUGGGGAUGGGGUGGUGGGGGAGGUGGUGGUGGUGGUGGUGGUGGUGGUGGUGGCGGUGGAGGAGGGAGUGGAUGGGGGUGGGGUGGUGGAGGAGGUGGAUGGUGGAAAUGGGGGUGUGGAAGGGAAGCAAGACAUAGACAUGGAAAAGGGCAGCAUCAGAGAUCGAACAAGGAAGAGUAUAGAAUGGGAGAGUUUGCAGAAUGCAUGGGAAGAACAAGGUGCCGAGGUAUGAGGUUGGAUUGUCCUCUUCACUGUGGUGGACCUUGUUUCUAUGAUUGUUUACAUAUGUGCAAGGCUCAUUGUCGUCGACCUUGA
This is a messenger RNA of Vigna angularis (adzuki bean), 588 nucleotides long. RefSeq lists its product as uncharacterized. The coding region runs from base 1 to 588 and encodes 195 amino acids. NCBI's taxonomy places the organism in Eukaryota, Viridiplantae, Streptophyta, Magnoliopsida, Fabales, Fabaceae. The record is from RefSeq and is a predicted model, not a curated record. The transcript has a single exon.